AUGGCAGAUGAUGAAGCGCGUAACGUCGUCUCGACCCGACAGCAGGCAACAACGGUGCAAGACCUACGAGAUAAUCGUUUAGCCGACGGCUCCAAGAAGGGCUACCGCAGUGGACUGCGGCAGAUUGUUGCGUGGCUGCGUGCAGCAGGUCGAACCGGUUCAAUAAACCCAGACGGAUCUAUCGACCUUGACGUCUUCACUUAUGAAGACUUCACAGAGUUUGUACUGCACAAGUACAAGAACGAUGGUGUAUCGUUGUCAACGUUGUCAGGCUACAGAUCGGCCAUCAAAGACUACUACAACAGGCAAAAUGUGGCGAUCCCAAGUGGAUUUGUCUCUGAUGCGACCACCAUCUAUCAAGGGGACCAAUACGUUGGACGCGUUGUGGCUGGACUUCCUCGGGGCAGUGGUGACUUUGCGGUGCUGCCUCCUCACUUCAUUGCUGGCAGCGAUGAUGCCGUGAGUGCCUCCGGCCAACUGGUAUUUCCGCGAUUGUGGCGCCAUGAAGAACUACGAGGAGUCUUGAAGAGCUGUCUGGUAUCAUUGCUUUACCACAAGACGUUCCUCGAGAAUGCUCUGCCAUCGAAGCACCCCUUGCUGUCCAGUGUUCUUUUUGGGGACCCAUUGAUGGUGACGCGGUUGGCCCCCAAGGUUACCCUUGCCUCCACGAUGAUGCAACCAACUGGAAUCCCUCCGCACGUCAGCCUGCAUUCCCAACUUGAGACAAACUUGGCCGCUAUACGUGACCUUCCAGGAGAAAUCCGAACUGUCAUCGAGGGCAUUCUUGACGAGAAGGGUAUCACAUCGGGCAACAUCACACAUUCACUCCUCGAGCGACUUCUCAACAACGCCGUCGCAAGGGUUACUUGCACAAGCAGUCGUGCUGUUGUCACCACUGCUGUGGACGAUAAUGCUCCAGUCCACCCGGUCCACUUUUGGGGUGGAAGAUGGCACUUCCUGCCAGAGGACUUCGAGUUGCCCUCGGUUGAUGUCGCAACCGCCUGGCAUUAUUGGUGGUGUGGUUCUCCAGCCCGCAACAUUCCUCCUCUGCACAAGAUCGACACACAAGAUUUGACAAAGAAACAAGGCAAGAUAUAUUGUGAGUGGAAAUUUGCUGUCAACGGACUCCAUGAUAUCUACCGCAGCGCGACUGGGGGGCCUUUGAGCCGCCCGUAUAUCGCAUCCUCCGUCAUUGCUGCUUUUACCACAAUCACUGAGAGCCUUUCAUCCUCUUGGGGUCUCACGGAACAAGGUCGCCAGCGUAGGUUGUCUCAAGUGAAGAUGGUGACGUUUGCUCGCUUGGCUAGAAAGCGUAGCCAUGUUUAA
Molecule: messenger RNA, 1326 nt
Organism: Aphanomyces astaci
Lineage: Eukaryota; Oomycota; Saprolegniomycetes; Saprolegniales; Verrucalvaceae
Exons: 2
Coding region: 1-1326 (441 amino acids)
Source: RefSeq, a predicted model, not a curated record